Messenger RNA from Coffea arabica (coffee), 2150 nucleotides. RefSeq lists its product as uncharacterized. Lineage: Eukaryota; Viridiplantae; Streptophyta; Magnoliopsida; Gentianales; Rubiaceae. Gene Ontology annotation, cellular component: membrane. Gene Ontology annotation, molecular function: starch binding. The record is from RefSeq and is a predicted model, not a curated record.
UCACGAUCCGUGCCACCCUUCCUAUUCUCUAAUCUCUAUCUCUCUCUCUGUACUCUGUGAGGACUGAGGGGUGAAGUCUGCUGGCAAUUUCCAGUGCCCCACACCACACAACCCCUUCACUAGUAGCCACCAGUUCUCCUCCAGUCCCCAUAUAUAUGUUCCUCUGGCACUGGCUGACAAAAAGCCCAGCGCCAGAAGCUGAUCUCUACCAGUUUGUUUCUCGAAUUAUCACCCCCUUUGUGGGAAAUACUUUUGUGGUAGUACCCCUGCUACCUAGUGCGAUAGCCUUUGUUUUCUCAGCGGUGAUGGAAACUCUGGCAGCUUCAUCCGCGAAGCUACUUGUUUAUGUGGAGAAUCAGAAUCCGAGAGACAAGCAGACCAGUACCGGUUUUUCGUGCCAAGCUCCGACAACAAGAGCUGCUGCUGCUGCUGCUGCCCGGAGUAGACCAGAAAUUCGUUUUCUUCGAUACCUGAACAAGCAUGCCAACUUUGGUUAUUCAUCUUCACUUUCGCUUUCCUUUCAUCGGAAAACCAUUCACCCCAUUUCUUCUGUCCCUGCUCUGUCACAGACUAGUGCUGGAAUUGAAGAAAUUCGGGCAAAGGAUACAACUCAGUUCAAAAGUGUUCACGUGAAGUUCCAAUUACAGAGGGAAUGCUUAUUCGGCCAGCAAUUUCUAAUCGUUGGGGAUGAUCCUAUGUUUGGAUUGUGGGAUCCAUCAAAUGCAAUUCCGUUAAACUGGUCCGAGGGGCAUGUAUGGACUGUUGAAAUGGAUAUACCUUGUGACAAAGUGAUGAAGUACAAAUUCAUCCUGAAAAGAGGUGAUGAUACCAUCUUGUGGCAACCAGGCCCUGAUCGAAUUCUGAGGACAUUGGAAACCUGGAAAACAAUUACUGUUUGUGAAGAUUGGGACAAUGCGGAACUCCAAACCCUUAUUGAGGAGGACCCUGUUGCACAUCAAGAACUUCAAACCCUUAUUGAGGAGGAGGACUCUGUUGCACAUCAAGAACUACAAACCCUUAUUGAGGAGGACCCUGUUGCCCAUCAAGAACUUCAAACCCUUAUUGAGGAGGAGGACUCUGUUGCACAUCAAGAACUACAAACCCUUAUUAAGGAGGACCCUGUUGCACAUCAACUUACGGAAUCAAGAGAGAAUUCAGAAAAACUGACAGUCGUAGGGAAUCUGCUUCAGCCAAGUGGAGACCCUGAGGCACUGGCCAGCACAAAUGGCUAUGCACAACCGGCAACAAAACCACUGUCUGAGAAACCUGUGACUGUUCCUGUUGAAAAUAAAAUUGAACAACAUGAAGAACAAGCAGUUGAAUUUAAUGAAUUUGCUGGUGUAAGCUUUAGUUCUAAUCCAAACGAGAUUGUAAGUUUAGGAGUAAAUGAUCACCCGAAUUUUAGAAGGUCAGAAAGCACUGAGAAUUUUACAGUGCCGAAGGAUGAGAAAAAACUUGAUACCAGUGCUGCUAUGCCUGUUUUAGUACCGGGUUUGACUCCAAAACCAACAGCAGAUAUUGAAGAAUCAUCUGCCAGUAAAGCGGAUCCACACAUCAGUACUGCUUCAUCGGUGGGAUCCUACAAGUCUCAGGAUUUCAGUGUGCCGGAGAUUAACCUUGUUGUCUGACGCAUAUGAUGACAUUUUGCUCAUCUGAACAACUGAAAUUGCAGCUAAAUUUGAAGGAAGAACCUGAUAUUCACUACCCAGUUGCUGAGGAAGAAACUGAGACGUUAUUGUUAAAUGAGAACCUUGAAAUGCAUGGCAAAGGACAUCUGCAAAUGCCGCAGUUAUCUGAAGAAAAGGACCAGCCUGACUAUACCGGGGGGAGAGACUCUGUCCCGGAUAAUGACAUUCAAUGGGGUCGAAGAACUCUCCAACAAUUCCUUAUGAAUUUGGGCUUGUUAUGAGUUGUAACGUAUUGGUGGAGCUACAAUAAGGUAAAAUAUGUAAUAAAGCCUGUUAGUUAGAAAUUAUUGUUAUCCCAUAUGAAGGGAUGCAUGUAGUAGUCAUUGUGUGUAUAGGGACUUAAUAUAUGGUCCCAGACUCCCACGGAUGGUUUCUAGUGUAGCUCAUGGAAUGGGCUGGGUUGAUGAAUGGUGAUUCCAGUUUGUAUACGAAUGAAAGGUCCUAUUGCUAGUUACACAUACA